Molecule: messenger RNA, 631 nt
Organism: Coregonus sp. 'balchen'
Lineage: Eukaryota; Metazoa; Chordata; Actinopteri; Salmoniformes; Salmonidae
Source: the annotation of a GenBank genome assembly
AUGCUUGACCUUUUGAAAGAAACGUUAGAAACGAUCAAGUGUCUGCCAAAUUCUAUGGUAGAUAUGACAGAAUUCCCACACAUAGUGCUUAAUCAACACAGCCCCGUGUGAGGCAUUCAUUGAACCUCAGUCUCAAACUAGGGCCAUUCAAAUGUUAAGAGGUGAUCUACCAGCGACAGGAAAUGAAAAAUACUUUGAUGAAAGAGUCUCUGAAACACAUAUGGAUAAAAUGGUCCUUACUCCAGGGGAACAUCAACAUGAGUUAGGAUUCGAACAUAGGAUUGGUGAGGACUUAGAAAAUCAAGGUGAGGACUAUUUAGGAAAUCAAACUCGGUUGUCUGAAGACUUGAAGACAAAGAUGGAAGGGCCGUUUGUCUUAGCUUGUGCUGAAACAAGGAGAUCUCCAAACAUUGCUGCAAUGGAUGAAUUUUCAAAAUCCAGCCCAAUCAAACCACUGAAGGAAAUAUUUUCCAGUAAGACGAUUAAUGCACAAGAGGAUACUGUGAAGAGCACUGAAGAACAAUUUGAAAAACAACCCAGCUCUGCAGAAAGCCUGUAUGAGAACAUUGAGAGUGAAUGUGAAGAUAAACUUUUAGCCUUGCGGAUUAGAAAAUGGCAAAAGGGAAUAUAG